GAGGCAAGAUGCCUUCUCAGGAAAGGAAACCCAUGCUCUGCAUCACACACAGCCGGAUGGAUUUAAGAGCAAAGCCCCCAGUUGCCUGGAAUCAGGAAAGAAAAUCCUUUAUAUCUCAAAUUUACUUCAUCAUUAACCACUCCUGCUGGGGGGGACCGCAUGGCCUUGGAAGAAGAGAAAAGCUUUAUGGAAUUAAUGCUUGGAAACCAUGCAGAAAUAUUCAGUAUAAUAAUGCCGCAGAGAAUGAGUCAAGCUUCCCAAAGGAUGCUCUGCUGGCACAAAACACGAAAAUGAGUUCAUCUAUAGUCAUUUCACAGAUGAUUCAUGAGAAUAAAUCAAAAGAAAAUAAGGCUGCUUUCCCUAUGCAGUCUGUAAUCACCCCGUCAGAUGCUUAUCACAUGAACCAAUCUUUGGCUAAUCAUAGCUCAGUCAAUGUUAAUAGAGCAUUCAUAUUGCUCCCCAGAAGAUUAGGAGUGCAGAUGUCCUCAGAUGACAAUAUAUUUGGAGCAGACUCUGAAGCCAAAGAGAAGAAACAAUGUCAUAACCAGAAGAAAGGCUUCACUUCUAUCACGAUCACGGCUAGACGUGUUGUUCCACCUUUUGACCAGACAACGCAGACGGAUGCUUCUGACUCUUCUCGUUUGCGAUGCCAGGGAGGUAAGCUGCUAAUGAGCACUGCUACAGGUUCAAAUGUGUCUGGGCUCGAUCAGGUCUCCGGAUCUUUGCACGAUCAAGGAUCUCAAAGCCGAAAUGCCGCUAAAAUGAAGUCUUCUGAAUCGUGUUCGCAUCUGUCCAAGGGGUCUUCUGAUUGGCUUUCUAGCGCUGAAAACAAAGAGAACAGAAUGAUCUUCCCAGAAAACAUCCCGAACGAAAAGGCACCCUCGUCUUUUGUUUCGAGUGUUCACCUUAGUAUUCCCCAGCAGAGUCCAAAUGUAAUAUAUUACAUAGACAAAUCACGCUCAGUGCGUAUCAUCCAAACUCAGAGUAACAACCAAAAAAUUCAUAGGUCAGUAGUGUCUUUCAAUAUAAAUUGUAGUUCUCCCGGUUUAACGCCAGAUGGAGUGGAUGGUUUAGCUAAUGGAGAACUAAUCACAGGAGUACUUAAGACAAAGCUCCCAGAGGAUAGCAAGACUCCGCUCAGAGCAAUUUGGAAUGCGGAUUCGAAGGAGAUCUAUUUGGAUAGAAAACAGACCUUGGAAAUAGAAUCUUUGAGGACUGACUCUCUCUGGACAUGUUCCUCUGAAACUCCGCCAGUUGUGGAUAGCCCUCAAGGACUUUGUAAUUUAAAGCUAACAAAAAGUAAUGACAAAAAUCCAAGUGACAGUGACAUUACAUUGUCUCCCCUCAUCCCUCACUGGACUUAUGAUGAAGACUCACAAGCAUUCUCAAGAAGCAACAGAAAACCGUGCAAGGGAGACAAAUACCAUGCAGCACCUGCCUCCUUUCUGGACCAAUCGUCCAAGCGCGAGCUCAAAGUAGAAGGUGGGAGUUCUUUGAAAGACCGAUAUCCAUCCAAAGGCACUUUGAAGUCCAAAGAGAUUCAGGCCCAAAGCUUUCUAAAACCAAAAAAAUCUGUUUCUGAUUGUGGGUGCCGUGGAAAGGCUUUCUCAAAAACAGCACAGGAUGAAAAGGAUAUCUACAGGAAUGAUCAUUUCCCGAAAGGUGAUCACAAAUUCUGUGAUGCUGCUGACAAACUGAAAGAAUAUAAUACAAGGGAGAAGAAUGAGAUGGUCAGGGGGGUAACGACCUCCACAGUUCAUGUACCAGAUGUUAAUCAUGAGAAACAUGAAGCCUUCCAGCAACCAGGGGUCUGCUCUGAGCCUGAGAACAUUCCUUCAAACCCACUGUCUCUCAGGGAGGCUCUGGAAGUUCACAAGCCUCAUUUUAUUUCUCGCUCACAAGAACGGCUGAAGAAACUUGAACACAUGGUGCAGCUGAGGAAAGCCCAGCAGGGAGAUGCUUCAGGGAAGAAACAAGGAGCUGCUCUUUCUCGCAAACUUUCCUCAUCUUCGAUGACAAGCAAGAAGAAGCAAUGUACGGUUCCUCAUCCUCUCAGUGAUAACCUAUUUAAGCCGAAAGAAAGGUUCAUAUCAGAGAAAGAGAUGCAUAUGCGAUCAAAAAGGAUUUAUAAUAACUUGCCUGAAGUGAAGAAGAAACAAGAAGAGAAACAGAAACGGGUCAUCUUACAAAGCAACAGGCUGCGCGUUGAAGUCUACAAGAAGCAAUUACUGGACCAGCUUCUUCAAAGAAACACAGAAUGACUAAAGAUUUCUUGGCAUGUCGUGCUUAUUGAACUUUAAAUGCCUUUGAUAAUUAAAAAGCCAUACAAAUGUAUCA
Messenger RNA from Euleptes europaea (tarantolino), 2337 nucleotides. RefSeq names its product chromosome 5 C10orf90 homolog (gene C5H10orf90). Lineage: Eukaryota; Metazoa; Chordata; Lepidosauria; Squamata; Sphaerodactylidae. The record is from RefSeq and is a predicted model, not a curated record. Gene Ontology annotation, cellular component: cytosol; centrosome; centriole. The transcript is spliced from 9 exons. Gene Ontology annotation, biological process: regulation of centriole replication. The coding region runs from base 9 to 2261 and encodes 750 amino acids.